Molecule: messenger RNA, 1778 nt
Organism: Dalotia coriaria
Lineage: Eukaryota; Metazoa; Arthropoda; Insecta; Coleoptera; Staphylinidae
Exons: 3
Coding region: 507-1211 (234 amino acids)
Source: RefSeq, a predicted model, not a curated record
GUACCUACGUUUGACAGAACGUUCUGUCGGUUCUGUCAUUAUGUGAUUUCAAAGUGAAGCUGAAGUAGUGAAGAAAUGUGCAAUGUAAUUACCUGCAACAAAGAAAUGCAAAUUAAUAACUGGCAGGGGUUGAUUUUGAAUUGAAUCCAGAUGGUACACCGAGAACUCCAGGAAGAUCUAUUGAACAUAAAAUUAGAGAAUUUGGAAUUAAAAAAUUACAAUUAAAAAAGGAUAGUGAGUUAAUUUAUUGCAUCACAAAUAAAAUUUUACUAAUUUUUUAUUAUUUAGAUGAGAAUAAAUCUAAAAAGAGUGAUAUUUUAUCAUUCAAAGAACCUGCAAUACCUCCCGUGAAGAAAACACAUUCCACUUCUAAAAAAACCAAAGAAAUUCCACCGAAACAAACCAGCACUACUCAAAAAAGAAAAUACCAAAGACAUUCAAAAGUAGAAAAAAUAGAACCACGUCCAAAACCAUCCAAACCUAUUUAUGGCGGGAAGAAAAUCAAAAUGACAGACCCCAGAAGUGAUACCACGAGUAAUUCAAGUACAUCUAUUGCAACCUGGCAUGAAUUAAUCGGUCCCUUUGAAGUACCAUCAAAAAUUAAACCCAGCUCAGCGAAGAAACCAAUACGUAAACCCAAUAUCGAUUCCCGCAUCAAAAUGCCUGCUCCUAUUUCUAUUCCUUCUUCUAUGAUUAAAACAGAGAGAGAGGUUAUAGAUGAAACUUGGAAACAAUAUUCUACCAUAACUUCCCAGCAAUUAAACGCGACAGCCAUGAUAACUUCGACACCGUCAUUCAAUUCAAAUUUCAAAAUUCCGAAAAAGUCUCAGAGAGGUGUUGUGAAUGAAUGGUAUGAUCCAAGUAAAAUUAUUAAGCAGGAAUAUCAACCGAUAGUGGUAGAACAAUAUCAAGUGCCUGCGUUGGACCCGUAUUUAUCUAUAAAAGUAGAGGUUGAUGAUACGGAACCGCCAGUAUUGAAUAUACCGUCACCGGAAGUUGAAAUAAAGGAGGAAAGUCCACAGGUGGAGGAGAUUAAAAAUGAAGGGGACAGUGAUGAUAAUUCAGAGGAUGAUUUUAUUGAAGUGCCUGAUAUAGAUCUUCGUAUGAAAAACAUUCAUAUUCCUAUUAACCUCUUUGAAGAUGCUGAACUUGACGCUCAAAUUUACAGCGCACGUCAAAAUCUACUACUACCAUCACUGCAACACCAGUAAAAUGAAACCGUAAAACCUAAUACUACAAGUACCAACACAUUCAGCAUGCAUAUUUGCAUUGAUGUCAAUGAAUGAUGCACAUCGCCUGAAUGGCGCACUCGGCGGAAAUGCAAUGGAAAUCUGAUUUUGUUUGUCCGCUGACAUUGACGAGCGGCGACAGUGUGGGUCUGUGGGUGGAGCGUGCUAAACUGGUGAAUGCGAAUUGAAGGCCCAAGGUGAAUCUGAUACUUUGCGCGGCGGGGGGUAAAUAGCAGGCAUCCAUUAAUUACAGCACGGCUAUUGAAGGUGCUUUUUGUGCACGCGGCGCUCUAAAUACGUCGAUGCGGAACAAUCAAUACAGAGAAGUCAAUAUGUAGGUGUAGGAUUAAUCAUUUUGAUUCGGAUCAGUUUUGAUAGUUUGUAAAUGUUUUAGCGGUGAAAUGACAGAGGAAAAUAUUUGUUUAAAUUAUUUUUGUUUUGGGUUUGUAUUUUGGAUGUUUGUCUCUGUAGAUUUUAGCUUUUGGAAUAUUCUAUAUACAAUUACAAAUUGUUAAACUAGUUUUGUGUUUGAUAAAGUUUUCAAAUUAA